AUGGCCGAUCAUCUGCCUGAGGCCGAAGGGUCACAUCUAUCGAGCGAAAAACCACGGACUUCAGCUGAGAUAGAGAGACAGAUUACGUCAGAUUCUAUUGGAUCGUCAACUGGCUCGAGCAUCUCCUCUGCAUAUGACCCGCAGGUGCAUCGACUACAAUCGCGGAACACAGAGCUGGACUUGGAACGUCAUCGGACUGGAACAUCGAGGGCAUUGAGCAGGACUGAGACACAGCGCGCCCAACAUGCGCUCACUGUCGGCGAGAGUCUUCGGUCGCGCCCAUCGCGGGUCCCAUUGCCAGCUUUUGGUGGGGGCAAGCCCUACCCCCCACCUCUCCCUGAACGGGAGGAUUAUGUUGUGGAGUUCGAUGGGCCUGAUGACCCGUUAUACCCGCUGAACUGGCCUGUGAAGAGGAAGUGCUACAUUAGUGCCAUCCUCGCUUUCACCAGUAUUUGCUCCACCUUCGAUUCUGCCGUUUUCAGUGCUUCAUCUAGUAAUGUGUCGAAACACUUCAGCGUCGGCCUCGAAGUCGCCAUUCUCUCCAGCUCUCUAUACAUCAUCGGCUACGCCUCAGGCCCCUUGAUAUGGGCUCCCCUAUCCGAACUCCAAGGCCGUCGUAUCCCCAUUAUCAUCGCCAUGUUCGGAUUUGGAGUCUUCAACAUCGCAGUGGCAGUCGCAAAAGACUUGCAGACACUCAUGAUUAGCCGAUUCUUCUGUGGUAUCUUUGGCAGUUGUCCCUUGGCAGUUGUGGCUGCUGUUUUCUCUGAUAUCUGGGACAACCGCUCCCGUGGUGUUGCCAUUGCCAUGUUCUCCUCAACGGUGUUCCUAGGUCCUCUCCUGGCACCUUUCAUCGGAGGUUUCAUUAACAUGUCCUAUCUCGGCUGGCGCUGGACCGCCUAUAUCCCCGCUUUCAUGGGCUUCGCCGCUUUCCUUCUGAACAUUUUCUUCCUGAAGGAGUCAUACCCACCUGUUGUCCUAGUGGCUAAGGCCUCGGAGCUACGCCGCCGGACCAAGAACUGGGGAAUCCACGCGAAGCAAGAGGAAAUUGAGGUAGAUCUUCGAGAGCUGAUCAUAAACAACUUCUCUCGCCCGCUUCGACUGCUGUUUAACGAACCUUUGAUCCUAGCCGUCACCAUCUACCUGAGUUUUAUUUAUGGGUUGCUAUACUGCUUUUUGACCGCCUACACCUUGGUCUUCCAGGGUGUUUACGGUAUGAACGCUGGUGUUGGAGGUCUCCCACUCUUCGGCAUGGUGGUCGGCCUAUUCACCGCUGCAGCUUAUAUCAUCAUCUCCAGCAAGGCGUACAACAAGAAACUCGACAUGAAUGGUGGUGUGCCCGUCCCCGAGUGGCGUCUUCCGCCCGUGAUACUCGGCGGUGGUCUCUUCGCUGCUGGGCUCUUCUGGUUCGGAUGGACUGGUUUCAACGGUACCAUCCACUGGAUCGUGCCUACCCUAAGUGGCCUAUUUACUGGAUUUGGCCUUCUAAUCAUCUUCAUCCAAUUGUUCAACUAUCUGAUCGACACAUAUCUCAUGUUCGCCGCAUCAGCUAUCGCAGCAAACACAUUCUGCCGCUCAAUGGUGGCAGCCAGUUUCCCGCUUUUCUCGCGCCAGAUGUUCCAAGGAAUGGGUAUCCAGUGGGCUUCUACGCUUCUCGGAUGCGUUGCGGCCGUCCUUGUUCCGAUUCCCAUUGGGUUCUACUUCUUCGGUAAGAGGCUGAGGAUGAAGAGCAAGUUCGCGCCAUUUUAUGAAGCUGUCCAGGAAGGGCAUGCGGCUGAGAGUGCCGAAGAACAGGCGGAGGAUGUUGUGCACCGGUAA
This is a messenger RNA of Penicillium crustosum, 1815 nucleotides long. Its product is annotated as MFS transporter. The transcript has 3 exons. The record is from RefSeq and is a predicted model, not a curated record. Gene Ontology annotation, molecular function: transmembrane transporter activity. Lineage: Eukaryota; Fungi; Ascomycota; Eurotiomycetes; Eurotiales; Aspergillaceae. Bases 1 to 1815 code for a protein of 604 amino acids. Gene Ontology annotation, biological process: transmembrane transport.